Messenger RNA from Corapipo altera (White-ruffed manakin), 1069 nucleotides. RefSeq names its product elongation factor 1-delta-like. Gene Ontology annotation, biological process: translational elongation. NCBI's taxonomy places the organism in Eukaryota, Metazoa, Chordata, Aves, Passeriformes, Pipridae. The transcript is spliced from 8 exons. Gene Ontology annotation, molecular function: translation elongation factor activity; guanyl-nucleotide exchange factor activity. The coding region runs from base 29 to 1006 and encodes 325 amino acids. The record is from RefSeq and is a predicted model, not a curated record. Gene Ontology annotation, cellular component: eukaryotic translation elongation factor 1 complex; cytosol.
CCUGUGGGCGGCUGUUUUUCCCAGGAAAAUGGCUCUGGAUCAUUUCCUGCACGACAAGGUCUGGCUGGACAAGCACAAAUACGACGACGCCGAGCGCAGGUUCUACGAGCGCCUCAACGGCCCCCGAGGAGCCUCCAACCGCUCCCAGGAGAACGGAGCCAGCACGAUCCUGCGGGACAUCGCCAGAGCCAGGGAGAAUAUCCAGAAAUCCCUGGAAGGGCAGAAGACUCCUCUUCCUCCUCCUCCUCCUGCUCCUGCUCCUGCUCCUGCUCCUCCUGCUCGGAGCCGGGACGUUCCCUGUGGCCGUGCCCGGAAGCAGCCGGGACGCUCCUCCAGCGGCAGCGCCUCCGGAGCCGCCGGCGACCAGAACGAGCUCCUGGCCCGGAUUUCCCACCUGGAAGUGGAAAACCAAAACCUCCGCAGCGUGGUCUCCGACCUGCAGAUGGCCAUCUUCAAGCUGGAGAGCCGCCUGAACGCCCUGGAAAAAUCCUCCUCUGGCUCCCACCAGCCCUCACCCGUCCCUCCCACCCAGAAAGUGGAACCUUUCAGCGUUCCCUCCAAAAAAGUGGAGCUCCCGGCCAAGAAACCGGAGCCGGCGGCGGCCGAGGAGGAUGAGGAGGACGACGACAUCGACCUUUUCGGGAGCGACGACGAAGAGGAAGACCGGGAAGCCGCCAAAGUUCGGGAAGAGCGGCUCCGGCAGUACGCGGAAAAGAAGGCCAAGAAACCGGGAAUCGUCGCCAAGUCCUCCAUCCUCCUGGAUGUGAAGCCGUGGGACGACGAGACGGACAUGGCCAAGCUGGAGGAAUGUGUCCGUUCCAUCCGCAUGGACGGGCUGCUCUGGGGAGCUUCCAAGCUCGUCCCGGUGGGAUACGGAAUCAGGAAACUGCAGAUCCAGUGCGUGGUGGAGGACGAAAAAGUGGGAACGGACAUCCUGGAGGAGGAGAUCACCAAGUUCGAGGAUUACGUGCAGAGCGUGGACAUCGCUGCCUUCAACAAGAUUUAGAUGGAAAACUGGGAUCUUUUUCCCUCUGAAACGGGAAUAAUAAAGCUGAAGGUUGGAAGUGCA